UCUUCCCUGCCAGUUGAGCUUUCCCUCAGCUGUGAGGAGGAAGCUUUAUUUAAAAUGUGGGACAAGUUCAAUGUUACAUCAGUCGGUCCCACAGUAGACAGAACUGUUACUACAUAGUUCGAUUAGGCAUUUGAUUUCGUUCUCGUUUCGAAUCCAUCACUUCAAAGGGGGUACUUUCCACAGUAUCAACCAAACGCUGUCGUCUAACCGAAGCUCACAUGCGGGACCGAUACUUAAUUGUAUUGCAUGCCUCACAGUAGUUUAGUAAUUGCCGCGUCUUUUGCUAAAUCGAAGUGCCGAAGUGUGCUAUGUGGGUGAAGAACAGAGCUAGUAGGACGUCUGAGUGUCCGCGUGGAAUUGUUCUUGGUGUUCUAUUUCGCGCUCUUAGUUUAUACGGAUAGGAUCUCUCUCAUACUGGUUCGCCUCAGAUAACUUUUGUGCCUUACAGUGUGAACCUAUCUUAUAAUUGUUUGAUGAAAAGUACGACAUUGUGCAAUCUGUUUCAUAAUAGCGAAGCCCAUCCAUCAGACGGAAACUAAAUUUGAAGUGUACGAAAAGAUUUUCACCUAUAUGAACGUUGCACGCUACCUAGAAAUAACUAAACAAGAAUGGCGGAUUUCCUGUCACCGAUCAUCAAAGAUUUUGGAACCUGGCAACUCAGAGCGGUUAUGCUGAUACACUUGGUCAAAAUUCCAUCGUCUUGGUUCAUGGCUUGCAUAAUUUUCACGGCUCCAGCUCCAAGGCCAGGUGAAUACUACUGUAAGCCACCGAUAUCAAUCAGUGAUGACUUCAACAGAACAAAAUGGAUUAUGGCAUCUCAUCCGGUGAAAGGAAUAAUAAGUGAUGGAGGAUUCGCCUUCGACUACUGUAACGUUUUUAAUAAUAGUCUACAGCACUACCACGAUCCAUCCUACAAACCAUGGCAGGAGCUCGGUAACAGAAGCAUGAUCCAUCCUUGUGAAUCAUUUGAACAUCAUGCAUGGUACACUUCAAUCGUUACGCAGUUCGACUUGGUGUGCUCAAGAUAUCUACUAAUAGCCACGACGCAAUCCUUCCAUUUGUUUGGCGUUCUUCUUGGGGGAAUAAUUACAACCCAGCUGAUGAAAACAGUUAGCCCAAGGAAUGCCAUGCUGUUAGGAAUGUACACGCAAAUCCUGUGCGGAUGUAUCACCGGCUAUAUCUACGCAUACGAGAUGCAUGCACUCUUCCGGUGCCUAAGUGCCAUCUGCUGCGGAUUCAUGUAUACUGCCGGAAGUGUUAUCCUGAACGACAUCACAGGGGGAAAGUUCAAAACCGUCACCAUAUGCAUGUUCGAACAGUUUUGGUCCAUUGGUGUGAUGCUGCUUCCCGGAGUGGCCAGUUUUUGGGGCAGCUGGUCCCAGCUGUAUUUGGCAAUUUCUUUGCCAACGUUUUUGCUCAUUAUAUUGCACAGGUGGAUUCCGGAUUCUCCCAGAUGGUUGCUCAAACACGGAAGAAUUCGGGAAGCCAAAGUGUACCUAAUGGAUGCCGCCAAGUGCAAUGGCACUGAGGACAGCGUUCCUAGUGACUUCGACCAGCAGUUGAAGGCGUUCUCGGAGUUGGCCGUUGAAAAGCCAGAUCCCGAUCCUUGGUGGUCCAUUUGGAGCGAGAAAGGCAUCACGAAGAAUCUGGUUUGUGUUCAUACGGCGUGGGCCGUGUUCUAUACGGUGUAUUAUGCAGCUCUGGUGAACAUUACAGCUUUUGGAAGGGACCACAUACAGAUCAAUACGGUAGUUGCAGGUGCAUCUGAAAUGCUUGGAUGUUUCGUAGGACUCUUUUUGAUCAUGUUCACCAAGGAGAAAUGGCUUUGGACUGGUUUGUUUAACGUCGUUGGAGGCUUAGUGGCGUUUACUGCAUGGUGGAUUCCACCAGAUGUAACAGGCACCAACCGAGUCGCGCUUCUGAUGUUGACGGCGAUGGUCUCCAAGGCCAGCAUUUCUUGCUGUUUGGCUGUAUUGUUCACGUGCACAGCUGAACUGAUUGGUGCAAGCAAAAAGAUCGGAUUGGUCUAUUCGUGUACGAUAUGGGGCCGGUUUUGGUUUUUGCUGGCCCCAUUUGUAGCUGCUAUGGUAAAACUUGGACAGUUGAUUCCCUUGACGGCAAUAGGAGUGCUGGUGAUCUUCGGUGGACUAUUCAUGGCAUGCAUCAGAAGUCCAAUGACGCAUCCUCCGGAACAUCGUAGGUCUACAUCAGCCAACUCGACGUCCGGAAAGGCAGCUGGGGUAAAUGAUCUGUAGCAUUGAAAGCUCAAACAUGGUUGAAUGUUGAGUAAUUCGUAGAUAUGCAAACUGAUCGUACUGAAAUGAGCAGGCUCGCUGCAUCUGACGUAAUGCUUAGAAAGGUUCAACUUGUACAAGCUAUUCUUGGAGUCUCAUUUAAUUUUGUUAAAGAAAGUACUUAUUUUUCAAUAAGGAAGAAGUUUGAUUUCACUAAAGAUACGACUCAUAUGAAUUUUAAGAAAAAUGUUAGUAGAGUAUGAAUCAAAAGUAUUUUAUUAUAAUAGGUUUGAUCAAAGGUCAUUUUUUGAUAAGAUAGUGCAAGCCAUGAUGUAGUAAAUAAAUUGUGCAGAAUCUCAUGGUUCAAAAAGUUGCUUGGAAACGUGGGAAGAAGCGCAAUAAAAUUGAUUAUACGUGA
Aedes albopictus (Asian tiger mosquito) is the source of this 2652-nucleotide messenger RNA. RefSeq names its product organic cation transporter protein. The transcript has 10 exons. Gene Ontology annotation, cellular component: membrane. Gene Ontology annotation, biological process: transmembrane transport. NCBI's taxonomy places the organism in Eukaryota, Metazoa, Arthropoda, Insecta, Diptera, Culicidae. Gene Ontology annotation, molecular function: transmembrane transporter activity. The record is from RefSeq and is a predicted model, not a curated record. Bases 609 to 2255 code for a protein of 548 amino acids.